Molecule: messenger RNA, 978 nt
Organism: Geosmithia morbida
Lineage: Eukaryota; Fungi; Ascomycota; Sordariomycetes; Hypocreales; Bionectriaceae
Product: Helix-loop-helix DNA-binding domain
Exons: 2
Coding region: 1-978 (325 amino acids)
Molecular function (GO): protein dimerization activity
Source: RefSeq, a predicted model, not a curated record
AUGGCGGCCCAAGACAACUCCAUCGGGAACGAAUGGGUGGAAGAGGGCGAUACUUCAACAGUGCAAUACGAUCCAUCCUCAACCGCACACCAGCGGCAUCGCCAGCAACAGAGCCGCCACGGCGGCAAUGGCAAGAAGAAACGAAUUCGAAACUGGACAGCCAACGACCGAGCUGCACAUCGUGCUUUUGAACGGUCUCGGCGCGAGGCAUUCAAAGAACGGCUGGCGAACCUCGCUAAGUUGAUACCCAGCCUCAAAGACAUAGAUUCCAACAAGCUGUCCAAGCACGUCGUUCUUGACGAGAGCAUCACGCUACACGGGUCUCAGCAGAAUAAGCUGUCGGUGUCACUACAGCAAGUUGAUAUCCUCCUUUCCGAGCGCGAUGAGAUCCUCACCGAGCUGAAUCAGUGGCGGAUCGGAGCCGGCCUCAGUCUCCAACAACCACGGCCGCUGCCUGAUAUGCCCGAUGACCCUCAGCCAGCACUGCAACAAACUGCUGCCACUGCCGCCACAUGCGAAGGAGGCCCAUCACUGCCUCUCGGUGGCGGACUAGUGGAUGACCGGGAGGAGAGUCCACCGAGUCUUGACGGGAAGUAUCACUCGGGAGGAGAGCCGCCCUCUUUUACAGUGGUGGAUGGUCUGGAGACCAUGCCCACUACAGCUUCUGCUGCUGCGCCCAAACCGACGGCAGCGGCGGACCCUACAUGGGAUACCCUCGCCCUGUCGACUGUCGGCCCCGAUGGACGUGGGGUAUCCGAGCUAGAUCUACGAGAUUGCAUAGCACCAGCAAAUCCCUUUGUGGACAAUAGUCUCGAGGAUUUCAGUUUGAGAAGCUACGAGCUGAAUGACAUGCCGUUUGAUGCUGAGGCAAUGCAGAUGCAGAUGUCUAGCCAGCUAGGCAUCCCCGAUGGUAUGAAUGGUGGUCGACGACAGCAGCAGCAAGGGACUCGAAUUUCAUGGCGUUCAAACUAUAUCUGA